AUGAACCAGCUUUCACCACAACGUUCCUGCAUAACCGAAGACCAAAAAUACCAAGGUGCAUUGUACAAAGAGAAGAACAAAAAACCCAAGAUCAACAACCACAAACCCGACGACUCCCGGUACCAGCAUCAAUACGAUCGACCCAAGAACAUGGCCCUGCAGCCGUAUGUUGAAGACAUGGGGGAGGACGGAGCUUACGAGCCAUGGAACGACUCUAUUGGGCAGACUGAGGACGAACCAUCCCCGGCAGAAGGGCUCCCUGAAGCUCCUACACCUCCUCCCGCCGCUACCGAUCAUCAUAUCAAUGUGUUUGAUUACCUCAUCGCCACCGGCCAGACUCCAAAUGCCUCCAACAUGAACCUCGUCAUGGACCAGCAGGGACCGGAAACUGGUGACGGAAAAUCCUUGGUGCGAUACGAUGGUGAACCCCUAGUUCAGUACGGUUCCGGCCCCGUGCCUACGGAUGCAGCAUUUGUGACUCCCAGUUCUAAGACCGAGCGACGACGAAGCCGAGAGAGAGAGCCCAAGAAGGAUAAGAAGCGCAAGCGUCUCCAUGUUGAUGUUCCUGCGGAUCGAGUCAUGACAGACGCGCCGCCCGUUAUGCACUCCGGGCUUACUGGUAGCUUGAAAGAGAUGAUGCGGCACACGUACCCUCCGUCCCCCGACUAUUCUGGCGGCGAUGUCGGCGGGAAUUCUCCUGCAAGCCCUCUGAAGAAGUCAAAACACUCGAAACAUUCCAAGGGCGGGGGCAUUAGCGACGGGCUGUUCGGUGCCAUGAUGAAUAAGUCGUCCAAGAAGAAGUCAAAGAAGCAUUCUCACCGGCACCCAGAACACAGAGACACCAAGCUAAUUGAAUACCGACCGCAAUCCAAGGACGGCAAGACUGGCGAGGGCCAAGUGGUUGUAUACAAACCACGUGCCGAUGCAUUCCUCUCUUUGGUGAAUAAAGGACCUGAGAGCAAAAAGGGAUGCAGCAUGAAAAAGGCCUUGAAGCAGUUCCAUCGCGUGCGCCAAGACUCCGGUUCCAACUUGCCCAAGGCCACCGAAGAAAAGGAACUUUGGCGAAACUUGCGCCUGCGCCGGAACGAUCGCGGCGAAAUUGUCGUCUUCACUGCCGAGCAUUGA
Messenger RNA from Metarhizium brunneum ARSEF 3297, 1125 nucleotides. RefSeq lists its product as uncharacterized. The record is from RefSeq and is a predicted model, not a curated record. NCBI's taxonomy places the organism in Eukaryota, Fungi, Ascomycota, Sordariomycetes, Hypocreales, Clavicipitaceae.